AAACAGACCAGAAGAGAGAGAGAGAGAGGAAGAGGAAGAGAGAAAACAGAACAGAGUAGGGAUCGAUAGACCUUGGAAUCACACACACUUUGCAAAAGCUUCAAAAGGGUUUUCAAUUCUUAUUUAUUUACGAAAGAAGUCAAUCUUUGGUGGUAGUCUCUAGGGUUUUGCUUGCUCUUCUUCGUGUCCCCUUUUACCUGCAACUGCAAACAAUAACUUAAAAUUGGCGUGUUUCGUACGGUCUAUCUAACCCUAAUCUGUCACAAAACACUCCUCUUCUCUCACCCCUUUUUCUGGGUUUCUUCAGUUCUCGUGUUUUGGUUCUGUUUCUUCUCUGGAGAUUUGGUUUUCUUGAGUGAGCUUUUCUUUUUAAAUGGUCUUGAUUUGAUUAUUAUAGAAUUAUUAUGGUAAUGGAGCCUAGGGAAGACAUAAUAAAGCCUUCUUAUUGGCUAGAUGCUUGCGAGGACAUCUCUUGUGAUCUUAUUGAUGAUCUCGUGUCUGAAUUUGAUCCUUCCUCUGUUGCUGUCAAUGAAUCCACUGAUGAUAACGGCGUCAUCAAUGAUUUUUUCGGUGGGAUUGAUCACAUUUUAGAUAGUAUUAAGAACGGUGGAGGUUUACCAAACAAUGGCGUUUCUGAUACCAACGAGGUUAGUGUAACUCCUCAGGUUAUUGCUAAGGAGGUUACAGUCUCGGUGAAGGAGAAUGGGUUGCAAAAGAAUGGCGGUACGAGAGACGAAUUGUCGAAAGAGGAAGGAGGGAAGGAUAGGAAGAGAGCUAGGGUUUGUAGUUAUCAGAGUGAAAGGAGUAACCUUUCAGGUAGAGGACAGGUUAAUUCUAGGGAGAGAGAUAGGUUUAUGAAUAGGAAACGUACUCGUAAUUGGGACGAGGCGGGUAACAAUAAGAAAAGGGAAUGUUACAAUUACAGAAGAGAUGGUAGAGAUAGAGAAGGUAGGGGUUAUUGGGAGAGGGAUAAAGUUGGUUCCAAUGAGUUGGUUUUUCGGUCAGGGACUUGGGAAGCUGAUCACGAAAGAGGUGUUAAGAAAGAGAGUGGUCGAAACCGUGAAUGUGAUGUGAAGGUUGAGGAGAAUAAGAGUAAGCCUGAAGAACGUAAAGAGAAGGUUGUGGAAGAGCAAGCUAGGAGAUACCAAUUGGAUGUGCUUGAACAAGCUAAAGCGAAAAACACGAUUGCUUUUCUUGAGACCGGUGCUGGAAAGACACUUAUCGCGAUUCUUCUUAUUAAAAGUGUUCAUAAGGAUUUGAUGAGCAAGAACAGAAAACUGCUCUCGGUGUUCUUGGUUCCUAAAGUGCCUUUGGUUUAUCAGCAAGCAGAAGUGAUCCGUAAUCAAACUUGUUUUCAAGUUGGGCAUUACUGUGGUGAGAUGGGACAGGACUUUUGGGAUGCUCGAAGGUGGCAACGAGAGUUUGAGUCUAAGCAGGUUCUAGUAAUGACAGCACAAAUUCUGUUGAAUAUACUGAGACACAGUAUCAUUAGAAUGGAAACAAUUGAUCUUCUUAUUCUCGAUGAAUGUCACCACGCUGUCAAGAAACAUCCAUACUCUUUAGUGAUGUCAGAGUUUUACCAUACAACUCCUAAAGAUAAAAGACCUGCCAUCUUUGGAAUGACUGCUUCGCCCGUUAAUCUAAAGGGUGUUUCAAGCCAAGUAGAUUGUGCGAUAAAAAUACGCAACCUUGAGACCAAGUUGGAUUCUACGGUUUGUACAAUAAAAGAUCGAAAAGAAUUAGAGAAACAUGUGCCUAUGCCUUCAGAGAUAGUCGUCGAGUAUGACAAAGCUGCUACUAUGUGGUCUCUUCAUGAGACAAUAAAGCAAAUGAUUGUAGCUGUUGAAGAAGCGGCACAAGCAAGUUCAAGGAAAAGCAAGUGGCAAUUUAUGGGGGCUAGGGAUGCUGGAGCAAAGGAUGAACUGAGACAGGUUUAUGGCGUCUCUGAAAGAACGGAGAGCGAUGGAGCCGCCAAUUUGAUUCAUAAACUUAGAGCUAUUAAUUAUACUCUUGCUGAAUUGGGUCAAUGGUGUGCUUACAAGGUGGGGCAAUCGUUUUUGACUGCUUUGCAAAGUGAUGAGAGGGUGAAUUUCCAAGUCGACGUGAAGUUUCAAGAAUCAUACCUCAGUGAGGUGGUGUCACUAUUGCAAUGUGAGCUUCUGGAAGGCGCUGCUGCUGAAAAGGUCGCAGCGGAAGUUAGCAAAACAGAAAAUGGUAAUGCAAAUGACGAGAUGGAGGAGGGAGAGCUCCCUGAUGAUCAUGUGGUCUCGGGAGGGGAACACGUUGAUGAAGUAAUAGGUGCCGCAGUGGCUGAUGGGAAAGUUACUCCAAAAGUUCAAUCAUUGAUCAAACUACUCCUCAAGUAUCAGCACACAUCUGAUUUUCGAGCUAUUGUUUUUGUUGAGAGGGUGGUUGCUGCUUUGGUUCUUCCUAAGGUUUUUGCCGAGCUGCCUUCGCUUGGUUUUAUACGGUGUGCCAGCAUGAUUGGACACAAUAACAGCCAGGAAAUGAAAUCUUCUCAAAUGCAAGAUACAAUUUCCAAAUUCCGAGAUGGGCAUGUGACACUGCUUGUUGCCACAAGCGUUGCUGAGGAAGGACUUGAUAUUAGGCAAUGUAACGUUGUUAUGCGCUUCGACCUUGCAAAGACGGUGCUGGCAUAUAUUCAGUCUCGUGGUCGGGCAAGAAAGCCUGGAUCAGACUACAUACUCAUGGUUGAGAGGGGAAAUGUAUCUCACGCAGCGUUCCUUAGGAAUGCUCGGAACAGUGAGGAGACGCUUCGAAAAGAAGCAAUUGAAAGGACUGAUCUUAGUCAUCUCAAAGAUACAUCGAGAUUAAUCUCCAUUGAUACUGUGCCAGGUACAAUUUAUAAGGUGGAGGCAACUGGUGCCAUGGUUAGCUUGAAUUCCGCGGUUGGUCUUGUACAUUUCUACUGCUCUCAGCUUCCUGGUGACAGGUAUGCAAUCCUUCGUCCUGAGUUUAGCAUGGAGAAGCAUGAAAAGCCUGGGGGCCACACAGAGUAUUCAUGUAGGCUUCAGCUUCCUUGCAAUGCACCAUUUGAAAUACUCGAGGGUCCUGUUUGCAGUUCAAUGCGUCUUGCACAACAGGCUGUAUGUCUAGCUGCUUGCAAGAAACUGCAUGAGAUGGGUGCAUUUACCGAUAUGCUAUUACCGGACAAGGGAAGUGGUCAAGACGCUGAGAAGGUUGACCAAGAUGAUGAAGGUGAGCCUGUUCCUGGAACUGCUAGACAUAGAGAGUUCUAUCCUGAAGGUGUGGCGGAUGUACUGAAGGGAGAAUGGAUUCUAUCUGGAAAGGAAAUAUGUGAGAGCUCAAAGCUAUUCCAUUUAUACAUGUAUAGUGUCAGAUGUGUAGAUUUAGGCUCUUCAAAAGAUCCAUUCCUAACCGAAGUUUCAGAGUUCGCGAUUCUUUUUGGCAAUGAGCUGGAUGCAGAGGUAUUAUCGAUGUCUAUGGAUCUUUAUGUUGCUCGGGCCAUGAUCACUAAAGCAUCUCUUGCUUUCAAGGGAUCACUUGAUAUUACAGAAAACCAGCUAUCAUCUCUAAAAAAGUUUCAUGUGAGAUUAAUGAGUAUCGUGUUGGAUGUUGAUGUUGAACCCUCUACGACACCAUGGGAUCCUGCAAAGGCCUACUUGUUUGUCCCUGUUUCUGACAAUACGUCAAUUGAACCCAUAAAAGGGAUCAACUGGGAAUUGGUUGAAAAGAUUACGAAAACCACUGCGUGGGACAACCCUCUUCAGAGAGCUCGUCCCGAUGUAUAUCUCGGGACUAAUGAGAGAACUCUUGGUGGGGACAGAAGGGAAUAUGGGUUUGGUAAACUUCGUCACAACAUUGUCUUUGGGCAGAAAUCUCACCCAACUUAUGGUAUUAGAGGAGCUGUUGCAUCUUUCGAUGUUGUGAGAGCUUCUGGAUUGUUACCCGUAAGAGAUGCGUUUGAGAAGGAAGUAGAAGAGGAUCUAUCAAAAGGAAAAUUGAUGAUGGCUGAUGGGUGCAUGGUUGCAGAAGAUCUUGUUGGGAAAAUAGUGACAGCCGCACAUUCCGGGAAGCGGUUUUACGUAGAUUCAAUUUGUUAUGAUAUGAGUGCAGAAACAUCAUUCCCAAGGAAAGAGGGAUAUCUUGGUCCCCUAGAGUACAACACGUAUGCUGACUAUUACAAGCAAAAGUAUGGAGUUGAUUUGAACUGUAAGCAACAACCUUUGAUCAAAGGACGGGGUGUUUCGUAUUGCAAGAACCUUCUUUCUCCUAGGUUUGAACAGUCAGGUGAAUCUGAGACAAUCCUUGAUAAAACAUAUUACGUGUUUCUUCCACCUGAACUAUGCGUUGUCCAUCCACUUUCGGGUUCACUUGUCCGAGGUGCUCAGAGGUUACCCUCUAUAAUGAGAAGAGUUGAGAGCAUGUUGCUCGCUGUUCAACUCAAAAAUUUGAUUAGUUAUCCUAUUCCUACAUCUAAGAUUCUUGAAGCCUUGACUGCCGCCUCGUGCCAGGAAACGUUCUGCUACGAGAGAGCUGAGCUUUUAGGAGAUGCUUAUCUAAAAUGGGUCGUUAGUCGUUAUCUGUUUCUGAAGUAUCCGCAAAAGCACGAGGGUCAGCUUACAAGGAUGAGGCAACAAAUGGUUAGUAACAUGGUUCUUUAUCAGUUUGCUCUGGUUAAAGGGCUUCAGUCAUAUAUCCAGGCGGAUCGUUUCGCCCCGUCUAGGUGGUCUGCUCCUGGUGUGCCUCCGGUUUUCGACGAGGACACAAAAGAUGGAGGAUCUUCGUUUUUCGAUGAAGAGCAAAAACCUGUUUCCGAGGAAAACAGCGAUGUGUUUGAAGAUGGGGAGAUGGAAGAUGGUGAACUAGAGGGCGAUUUGAGUUCUUACCGAGUUUUAUCUAGCAAAACGUUAGCUGAUGUUGUUGAAGCUUUGAUUGGUGUUUAUUACGUCGAAGGGGGUAAGGUUGCAGCAAAUCAUUUGAUGAAAUGGAUUGGGAUUCAUGUGGAAGAUGAUCCUGAUGAAGUCGAAGGAACGGUGAAAAAUGUAAAUGUUCCAGAGAGUGUGCUAAAGAGUAUUGACUUUGUUGGUCUUGAGAGAGCUCUUAAAUUUGAGUUUAAAGAGAAAGGUCUUCUUGUUGAAGCUAUAACACAUGCUUCAAGACCAUCUUCAGGUGUUUCGUGUUACCAAAGAUUGGAAUUUGUUGGUGAUGCGGUCUUGGAUCAUCUUAUCACAAGACACCUGUUUUUCACAUACACAAGCCUUCCUCCUGGUCGGUUAACUGAUCUUCGAGCUGCAGCGGUUAACAACGAGAAUUUUGCUCGCGUUGCAGUUAAACAUAAACUCCACUUAUACCUUCGUCACGGUUCUAGUGCCCUCGAGAAACAGAUUCGGGAAUUUGUGAAGGAAGUUCAAACCGAGUCAUCGAAACCGGGGUUCAACUCUUUUGGUUUGGGAGACUGUAAAGCACCAAAAGUUCUUGGAGAUAUUGUUGAAUCUAUUGCAGGUGCUAUUUUUCUUGAUAGUGGAAAAGAUACAACUGCUGCUUGGAAGGUUUUUCAACCUUUGCUUCAGCCCAUGGUGACACCAGAGACACUUCCAAUGCAUCCGGUUCGAGAGCUACAAGAGCGGUGCCAGCAACAAGCAGAAGGGUUAGAAUACAAAGCGAGUAGAAGUGGUAACACAGCGACUGUGGAAGUUUUCAUCGAUGGUGUUCAAGUCGGAGUGGCACAAAACCCGCAGAAGAAAAUGGCUCAAAAGCUAGCGGCUAGGAACGCGCUCGCAGCUUUGAAAGAGAAAGAAAUAGCAGAAUCAAAGGAGAAGCGCGUGAACGGGAAUGCGGUAGAGAAUCAAGACGAUGAGAAUGGGAACGCGAACAAGAAGAAUGGAAAUCAGACGUUCACGAGACAAACGUUGAAUGAUAUUUGCUUGAGGAAGAAUUGGCCAAUGCCUUCUUACAGAUGUGUGAAAGAAGGAGGACCGGCUCACGCAAAGAGGUUUACGUUUGGGGUUAGAGUUAAUACGAGCGAUAGAGGAUGGACCGAUGAGUGUAUUGGCGAGCCAAUGCCGAGUGUUAAGAAAGCUAAGGAUUCAGCUGCAGUUCUUCUACUUCAGCUUUUAAAUAAAACCUAUUCUUGAUUUUAUUUCUCUCUCAAGGAGAUGGAAUUAUAUUGUGGAAUUUUGGUCAUUUGUUUCUAUUUUUCAACAGAGUUAUUAUUAUGGAUAUAAAAUAAUUUAAAUAUUCAACUUAUUUUUUUA
Molecule: messenger RNA, 6239 nt
Organism: Arabidopsis lyrata subsp. lyrata
Lineage: Eukaryota; Viridiplantae; Streptophyta; Magnoliopsida; Brassicales; Brassicaceae
Product: endoribonuclease Dicer homolog 1
Exons: 20
Coding region: 405-6119 (1904 amino acids)
Biological process (GO): siRNA processing; rRNA processing
Cellular component (GO): nucleus; cytoplasm
Molecular function (GO): ribonuclease III activity; RNA binding; ATP binding
Source: RefSeq, a predicted model, not a curated record